AUGAGUCUUGAUCCCAGUGUCUUUCCGAGGUCGGACUCCCCCGCAAGCUCCGAGAGCUCCUUGACACGCUCCCGUCUACAAGGCAAGGAAGGGUCCCUCAAAAAAGACAAGAACUACCGCCGAUAUGCGUCUAGUGUUGAACGAGCGCUUUCGCUCUUUGACAACGCUCUCCAAGAAUGGGCCGACUAUAUCUCGUUCCUUGGUCGCCUAUUAAAGGCACUCCAAACCCACCCACCCGAUCAGCCCGUUGUCCCUCAUAAAGUGUUAGUGUCGAAGCGACUCGCCCAGUGCUUGAACCCGUCGUUGCCAUCAGGCGUGCACCAAAAAACCCUCGAAGUCUACACGUACAUAUUUGGAUUGAUAAAGCUCGAGGGAUUAUCGCACGACCUGCCUUUGUAUCUCCCUGGCCUUGCGCCAACAUUGACUUUCGCCUCUCUCACUGUUCGCCCAUUGUUUCUAUCUUUGGUAGAGGGAUAUAUCGUUGACCUCGAACCAUGGGCUAUCCGUCCCGCGUUGAAAUCAAUCAUUCUAGCCCUACUUCCAGGCCUUGAAGAGGAGACAAGCGAAGAUUUUGAGCCAACACUACGCACAUUCAUUAAACUGCGAGAUGCUGCUGCAAAACUUGAAACACAAAGGACAUCUGAGGCCGGGGCAUCUGGGCAGUAUUUCUGGCAAUGCCUCUUUCUCGCAUCUAUCACGAACCCUAGUCGACGGCUUGGCGUCCUCGCAUAUCUAAACCGCUACCUCCCGAAGCUAGGUAUCGCAGAUCGCCGACCAAGCACGGCUGGUGGGAACGAUCCGCAGAACAUCCCACCUGAGAUACUGGCCGCCGCAGACGCUGUCAUUCUACCGGAGCCUGGCCUCUUGAUUCGAUGUGUUGCAUCGGGUUUAUCUGAUGACCAGCUCCUUGUCCAACGUAACUUCCUCGACCUUCUUGUCACCCACCUUCCACUCAGCUCUCCGAUUUUGCAAAGCAAGAUUGCGGCUACUGAUCUUCGAACGUUGGUAAUUGCAGCAGUGGGGGUGGUCACUCGGCGAGACAUGAGCUUGAACCGUCGACUCUGGGCUUGGUUCUUAGGACCGGACUCCCCAAACGAUAGCUCUUCAAUGGAUGAUCGAAAAUUCUCAUCGGAAACCGCUCGAUCUGCCUCCGUUGAUGGAAAAGAACUCACACAAUCACAAUACUUCAGCCGGGUAGGCUUACAGCCAUUGGUAACCGGCCUACUUGAUAUGAUCAAACAGGCGCCGAGUAUUCCGUCCGAUAGAACGAAGCCCUUUCGCAUAGCUCUGUCGCUAAUGGAUCGCUGGGAAAUUGGUGGAUAUAUUGUCCCUGCAGUUUUCUUGCCCACUGUACGCAGUGUUCAGGCAUUCGAAUCCACAGCCCCCGAGAACCACUUCGAAGAGGUUUUCCGCAGUGCGAGCGCCUUUUUUGAUGGCGUUGAAAGUGGUGUGAUUUUCUCCGAGCUUCUGGGGUUGGUUGAUUAUCGGUCUUCCGAUGUAGACGUUGAUAGCGACCAAGUGCUGCGUGACUUGGAUCUUGCACACUUUAUCAUUGAGAAUUUCAAUGUGCGCGAGGAGGACAUGGUUCAGAUCCAUGUGCCUCUACUGGCAUUGUCAGUGCUCGUGAAGAUGAGAGAGAUUUCAUCCAAGGAGAGCACUGCCAACAAACAGGCCGUGACCGCCGCAUUGAACAAAGUUCUCAAAUCGUUGACUGGUUUACUCACAGAGCGGGCGUUCUCGAAAAAGACGGGCUCUGAAAAGACUGCUGGCAACGACACAAAAGGCCGUGGUGCUGAUAUUCUGAAAACUGUCCACAGUUUCUAUGAACAAAGCAAAAAUAGCUUGGAGCUUCCACCUCUUCCCUAUGCUCCUAAGAAUCUUGGCGAGAUGAUCAUCCGAGAGGCUCACGAGCUGGCUAUCGCGGCGCUAGGAAGCCACGAUGGCAACCUAUCUGUUCACGAACCACUCGAUAUUCUUGUGACUUUGCUCAAGAAGCUUCCAAAGUCCCGCGUUCUACGAGACCGAAAACUGUAUGAAGCGCUCUCUCAGCAACUAGGUUCAGGGAAGGACAAGCCCACAACCGCCUCGUUCUCUGUCAUAUCGACAAUUGCUUCGACAGUGACGAGUUUGUUUUUCAUUCAGACUCCCGGCUUCUAUGUCAGCUAUGAGGAUGCUUGCGAUCUGAUUACCCCUCUUGUCAACCAGCUUUGGUGGUACUUAUCACCCCUUAGUCCAAAGUUUCACGUGGAAGCCGUCCGCUGCCUAUGGCUCCUGCACUCAAUUUCUUGGAUUGACCACCUUGUCGAGGCGUCCUUGACAGCUUUGAUGGUCAAUGUGUCAACCGCGGCAUCCCGCCAUCUCUCGUCGGAGCAACAAGCUGAGCGGUUUUAUGUUUUGUGGAACCAUAGUCAUCACAACACCCAUGAGCAGCCGCCAAAGCAAGUGCUUGAUGUUGGAGGGACCUUGUUCUCUUACCAGUGCUCUAUGCUUGAACGCCCGCUUUUCGUUGUCCUUGAUCUUCUCUCCCAGGAGUCAAGUGAUAGUUCGCAGAGCGUUCAAUUAUGGCUCCAAGACUUGCCAUCUAUCCAUAAGGUUUUCCAUGUGGUCAUCUCGAAUCUAGAUGAGCUUUCUGAAGAUGAUGAAAUCAGCGAGAAAAAGACAGACAACAACUCAAUUUCUCCCGAUGACUAUAAGGAGUGUGACUAUCUGUUACAGACAGCUUCAAAUAUUAUCUCCGCGCUUUCGCACAAUGGAUGGAUCGCGCUUCUUACUCAUGUGCUAGGCAAUGAGAAGCGCCUUGAAACGUCCAAAUCUGAAGAAAAUGCAGACUUUAAAAGCCUCCAUUCCGCCAUAUUUGAGGCAUCUCUUCGAAUCGUCAGCGCACUAUCCCCAGAUCCUGGUGAAUUUAAUCUAGAUGGAGAACGACUACAUAAGGACGCACUCCAGCUCAUGCGGCAACUUCUUCUUGGGCCCGGAGCGGAGGAAUUAGUGGAGUCUGGCAUUGAUGAUUUCUUGGUGGAGCGCCUUCUUGUUUCUUCCGAGGGAGGCAGUAUUGCGGUGCAGGGUGCACUAAUCGACGCACUCCUCGCUGCAUUGAAGGUGCGAUUUGCGCAAGCAUAUCUACCACCACCGCCACCUCGGCCAAAACAUUUACGAGCGGGCUCUCGAGAUCGGCUGACCAGUCCCUCGAUCUUGUCUUUUACCAGUGACAAGGGAGACAGGAGACAAUCGCUACCUCGGAUACCGCAGCCGCCAGAGCGGCUUCUGGAUUGUCUCUUAAAGGGAAUCAGCUCACCUAAAUCCCGAGAAAUUGUGGACAAGUGGAUAAUGUUGCUCUGUGAGGUGCUCCCUCUAUACUCAGGUUCCAUAUUCCAGAUCCUGUUGAUUCUCGUGGAAUGUUUCUGCAGGGAAAUCCGAGCAUCAUACGGCAGGCUCCAGCUGUCCUUCCAGCAAACAGAGGAUUGGCCGCAGGAUCGUUCCGAGCAUGUCACAAUUGCUCUUCUGACUGGCCUCGAGACCUGUAUCGCAAAUGCCCACGAACGUCUCAUUGUGGAAGAGUCCAACGUUCCAACAGUCAAGAGCCCCGACCAAGCGCAGGGCUUUUUCGGAAACAUGGUGUCUGGGGUAUUCAACUCGGAAGGCGGACAAGGUCGCCCAAACACCGCCAACGACCGCCUGACUGUUCUUCUCUGUUUCCAAGAUGCCGUUCGGUUAUGCUUCUCUAUCUGGGCGUGGGGUGCAGGAGAUCACAGUGUCUCCCCCCCGAUUGCGAAUCUCUGGCCUCGUUUCAAUACACCUCGUUACGAAUGA
This is a messenger RNA of Penicillium samsonianum, 3810 nucleotides long. Its product is annotated as dopey family protein. Lineage: Eukaryota; Fungi; Ascomycota; Eurotiomycetes; Eurotiales; Aspergillaceae. Bases 1 to 3810 code for a protein of 1269 amino acids. The record is from RefSeq and is a predicted model, not a curated record. Gene Ontology annotation, cellular component: trans-Golgi network; endosome. The transcript is spliced from 6 exons. Gene Ontology annotation, biological process: Golgi to endosome transport.